Messenger RNA from Paramisgurnus dabryanus, 1687 nucleotides. The record is from RefSeq and is a predicted model, not a curated record. Lineage: Eukaryota; Metazoa; Chordata; Actinopteri; Cypriniformes; Cobitidae.
CAUCCCAUCAGACAAGGCAAGUCAAUUGGGAGAACUUCUUAAAAAGCUAAGAGUAUUUACCUUCUUCACAGUGGAGGAUACUAAACACAUCAGAAGAUGAAGUUUAAUUCAGUGUGCUUGUGUGUUGCUGGAGUCAUACUUCUCAAUAUAUCAGGUUCAUUUUGCCAGGCAUUUGUAUGUGGCCAAGCUCCGCUUAACACCAAAAUUAUUGGAGGGCAGGAUGCAUCUGCAGGGUCUUGGCCCUGGCAAGUAAGCGUACAAAAUAACACCAAUGGACAACAUUUCUGUGGCGGGAGUCUAAUCAGUCAUUCCUGGGUUUUGUCUGCAGCUCACUGCUUUAAAAGCAACGGUCCUACAAAUACCAUCACGGUGUACAUUGGACGUCACAGCCAAACAGGUUCAAACCCAAAUCAAAAGUCCAGUGGAGUAAUUCAAGUUAUCAAUCAUCCUUCCUAUAUAAGUUCAAAAGAAGACAAUGACAUAGCUCUCCUUCAGCUCUCAUCUCCUGUGGAGUUCAGUAAUUAUAUUCAGCCUGUCUGUCUGGCUGGAACAGGUAGCAAGUUUGGUGCAGGUACUAAGAGCUGGAUCACAGGAUGGGGAACGGUCAAUCCUACCACCAACCAAAUGCCUGAAAUCCUGCAGGAAGUGGAGAUACCAAUUGUGAGUGACAGUGCUUGCAAAAAUGCCUACUUACAGGAUCUCACAGACAACAUGAUAUGUGCUGGAUUGUUAAAUCAGGGAGGAAAAGACUCAUGUCAGGGUGAUUCUGGAGGACCACUGGUAGUUAAGAACGGCACCCAAUGGAUUCAGUGUGGAAUUGUGAGUUUUGGUCAAGGCUGUGCUCAACCUGGAUUUCCUGGUGUGUACUCAAAAGUCGCCAAUUACCAGAACUGGAUUAUCUCUAAAAUAACCAGCGACCAGCCUGCUUUUGUUCAGUUCUCCUCCACUGACUCCAGCGUUACCGCUAGCAAUGACUCAACUAACUACUUUGUAUUUUCUCUGUUUCAUAUAUUUACUAUUAUUAUUCUAUUAUUCCUAUACUAAAAGUGGGGGGAAGUAGGGGGUCUUGUUGUUUAGUAUUAAUAGGCUAUAGUAUUUAUUGUAAAUCUGAUUUUUUUUAAACUGUCAAAUAUUUUUUUCUCUUUUCAGCAAGAGAAUGUUUGCUAGUAUGUAUAAAGUCAGAAUGAAUAGCCAAAUCUUGACUUUUAAUCAGAACUGAUAUUUUAACUGAUUUUCAUGAACUAAUGUUUAUUAAUAUUAAUGCACUGCAGGCACUUUUGUUAUACUUAAUCUUUAAGAUCAAAAUUACCAAAUUACUAAAAAUGUAUUUAACCUCCUAAGACCCAAGUUUUGAGUUGUCUUUUUUCACAUUUCUACCAGAUGUUUUGGGGUUAGGAAGAACCAAUAAAUAUAAUGACCAAAUUGUUUUCUAAGAACAUGAAGCAGUGUUUUUGUCCAUGUUUGUGUACAACAGGUUACAGUUCCACAGAAUUAAGUAUUAUGGUGCAAAAAAAAAAAAAUGUUUACUUUAUUUUUAAAUUAUGUCCACAUAUGUGAACAUUCAGGUCUUAGGAGGUUAACUUGAAUGAGUUUACAUGUUACACAGUCAAAAGAGAAAAAAUGUAUUUCUUUAUGUUGCACUUGGUGUCAUAUGGGCAAACAUAAUAAAAAAUGCUUGCUAAUUAUA